GAGUUGUCAGCUGUGGAGCAGGGGACGAAGCACCGUGGAAACAUUCUUCUCUCAGAUUUUUAUUGUUUGCUUUAUUCUCCUAUUCCUGCUACGUCUGCAAUUUCUGUCCUACUGGACUCUGAGUUCUGCAGGUGAACCUGCCAACCUGAGCCAAACUAAGCAAACAUAGACCAAACCGCCUCCCAUCACAAUGGAUAUUGCCAUCCAGCACCCCUGGUUCAGACGUGCCCUGGGCUCCAUCUACCCCACGCGACUCUUUGACCAGUUUUUCGGAGAGGGAAUGUUUGACUAUGACCUUUUCCCCUACACCAGCUCCACCAUCAGCCCCUAUUACAGACACUCACUUUUCCGCAACCUUCUGGAUUCCUCCAACUCUGGGAUCUCUGAGGUGAGGUCUGACAAGGACAAGUUUACAGUCUACCUGGACGUCAAGCACUUCUCCCCCGAUGAGCUGAGCGUGAAGGUGACUGAUGACUACCUGGAGAUUCAGGGGAAGCAUGGAGAAAGACAGGACGACCAUGGUUACAUCUCUCGCGAGUUCCAUCGCCGGUACCGCCUGCCCACCUUAGUUGAUCAAUCAGCCAUCACUUGCACCCUGUCAACUGAUGGUCUGCUGACGCUGACUGGUCCAAAGCUAUCUGGAGGAAGUGAAUCUGGUCGUGGUGAGCGUAGCAUCCCCGUCACCCGUGAUGACAAACCCAAUGCUGCUCCAUCCUCAUAGACGAAAAUCGGUUCAGUUCCCCAAGAAUCUGCUAGUCUGGGAUGGACAACCAGAGAUUUCUUCUGCUACCCUUCCUAAGAGGAUACUCUUGUUCUUCUUCCUUCAUUUUUUCUAGUUCCUCUAUAGCAUCCUCAUUCAAAACUAUAGUAUCAUUGUUUUUAAGUAUAACAUAGAUCAGCCCUUAGGGGUUGCUAAGUAAGGUGCUCGAAACCCUCUUCUUUUGUCCUACCCUGUAAGGUAGUGUAGACCUUGUUCAUUGAAUAUCUGCUAAUAACAUAUAA
This is a messenger RNA of Gambusia affinis (western mosquitofish), 1002 nucleotides long. RefSeq names its product crystallin, alpha A (gene cryaa). Bases 191 to 721 code for a protein of 176 amino acids. Gene Ontology annotation, biological process: response to heat; protein refolding; lens development in camera-type eye. The record is from RefSeq and is a predicted model, not a curated record. The transcript is spliced from 3 exons. NCBI's taxonomy places the organism in Eukaryota, Metazoa, Chordata, Actinopteri, Cyprinodontiformes, Poeciliidae. Gene Ontology annotation, molecular function: protein folding chaperone; structural constituent of eye lens.